Messenger RNA from Gilbertella persicaria, 899 nucleotides. RefSeq lists its product as uncharacterized. The transcript is spliced from 4 exons. Bases 58 to 816 code for a protein of 252 amino acids. The record is from RefSeq and is a predicted model, not a curated record. Gene Ontology annotation, molecular function: calcium ion binding. NCBI's taxonomy places the organism in Eukaryota, Fungi, Mucoromycota, Mucoromycetes, Mucorales, Choanephoraceae.
UCUUUUUCUUGUUUUUUUUCUUGGCAAAAUAAAUCAUAAUGGCAUACAAUCAAGGAUAUGGCGGUGGAUAUAAUCCCCAAGGAUAUCAACAACAACAACAAGGUUAUGGUGCACCACCACCUCAACAAAGUCCAUACACUAGUUACAGACCUCAAGCUGGAGGUGGUUAUCCCCCACCUCAACAAGGAAGUUACCCACCACCCCAACAAGGCUAUGGUGGACAAAGACCUUAUGGGCGUAAGUAUAACAGUCUUACGUGUUUUAUAUAUUUAUCAUCCAAUAGCCCCACCAGGAAGUGAUCCCCAAUUAUGGAAUUGGUUCACAGCAGUUGAUACUGAUCAUUCGGGUCAGCUGUCUGUAGAUGAACUUCAACGUGCUUUAGUCAAUGGUGACUGGAGUCCAUUCAACAUUGAAACUGUUCGUACUAUGGUUAACAUGUUUGAUAAAGAUAACAGUGGUACUAUCGAUUUCAAUGAAUUCGCUGGAUUAUGGAAAUACAUUGAGGACUGGAAAAGAUGUUUCCAAACAUUUGAUGCUGAUAACUCGGGCAAUAUUGAUGUUGUUGAGAUGAGAAACGCAUUAAAGACAUUUGGUUAUAACUUGUCGGACCAGUUCAUUCGUGUUUUAGUGCAAAAAUUCGAUAAAUAUGGUCAUGCUGCAGGCAAAGGAAACAUUACUUUUGACAACUUUGUUCAAGCAUGUGUUACUGUAAAGACACUCACAGACUCCUUCAGACAAUUUGAUACAGACAAUGAUGGCUGGAUCCAAAUCAACUAUGAACAGUUCUUGGAAUUGGUCAUUCGCCAACGAACCUAAUGCAUAAGAGAAAGAAAAAAAUAAAAUAAAAUGUAUAUAAAUAAAUUUCGGCUGUGUAAGUUGUGCUACAAUGCUCAAAAAAA